CGUCACAUUGGGACCAAAAUGAAAAGAGUAGCAUUGAGGGAGAGAUUUCCGAUUAAAAUUGUGCUGCUAGCUGCAAAAAUGAGAGAUAUUUUAUAAAAGCGUUUUGUUUUUAUUCGUUCUAACUGGAUAGAGAGCAAGCAGCUGCGGUUUUGAACUGAUUUUAUAGUAUUUUUAAGGCACCACACUGAUUUGUUUUGUUAUGUAGCAGCGUUUAAAGUUAGCAUAAGCUAACACAGGUGUUUAUAUUUACAUUUCAGUGUAAAGUUUGUGCUGGUUAACUGCUUUGUGCUGGUUAACUGCUUUGUGCUGGUUAACUGUUUUGUGCUGGUUAACUGCUUUGUGCUGGUUAACUGCUUUGUGCUGGUUAACUGUUUUGUGCUGGUUAACUGCUUUGUGCUGGUUAACUGCUUUGUGCUGGUUAACUGUUGGUAGCUGAAACAGAAACUAGCUCUUUAUAUGUUUAUAUUUAGGCAAGUUGCUAUAAGAUCAGGGUUUUCACUGACAGCACUGAAUCUUUCAGAAUGGAGCUGCAGGUUGUUGAGAGAGCAAAGCUUUUUUGGUCUCAAGUGGACGUGGACUUGGCUUUUGAAGAGCUGUUGGACUUCCUGCUGUGUUUAAGAGAAGCUAUUAAAAGUAAAACUGCCUCGGAUAAAGGCUACAUCCAGGGCAUGAAUAUUAUUAUGGAGUCUGAGGUGUCGCUGACUGCAGCUUUGAGGAAUGACUCCUUUGAGGAGGUGUUGAUCGGUGAAGACAUACUGACAGUGUCUGUAUCAGACUCGCAUUGCACUGUACUGAAAAUGAAGGAUCUUCCUGUGCCAGAAGACACCUUGCUUGAUGAUGCAUCAAGGAACCCAGAGUCUGAUAACAGUCAGAUGUCUUCAUCGGGCAGAAACGAUGCUAAGUUAACAGGGAGGUUAGACGCGUAUGACUAUAUGAUGCUGCUGUCCCCGACAAAUCUUUUUUCUGAUGACCAGUUGGCCCCUGUUUCACCUGUCCAGCUUUCCUAUCAACAGCACGACUGCAGCCCAGCCUGUCUCCCUCACCUCCCAGCUCACUCGGACCACUUUCUUGGCCACAACCCCUUGCGAGUGCCUCUUAUCUGCCGGUUCCAGCGGCACUGUGCCAAACCACUCAUGUUGUCCGUACAAGAGGACUUGGACUCAGAUGUGGUCUACAAAGCCCCGUGUGGGCGGAGCUUGUGCUGCAUGGAUGAUGUGUAUCAGUUCUUACAGCAGACUAAAAGCCUUGGGGUCCUGCAGCAGACCAAUUUCAGCUUCAAUCCAUUUGUCCUGCCAGAGCGUCAGGCCCAGCCAAGGCCACUCGCCCCCGCUUCUCCUCAUCCAACAACCAGUAUUUUUGAGCGGGAUAUAAGCCGUGGGAUGGAAGCUGUUCCGGUCACUCUGUGUAAUGACUUGGAUGGUGUACGACCAAAAGAGUUUCGUUAUCGUAAGGAUCGCUGGCCUCACGGCUGCUUCUUAAGCAAGGCGCCAUAUUUCCUGACCUGCUGUGACUGCACGGACGGAUGCGCAGACAGUUCCAGCUGUUUAUGUCUUCAGCUGUCUCUAAACACUGGAGCAAAGCCAGACGAGCUUUACAGACACCAUCGGCUAAAUGAGCCUGUGGCCACUGGGCUGUACGAAUGUGGUCCGUGGUGCGGGUGUCAAAAAAGCAUCUGUCAGAAUCGUGUGGUCCAGCAUGGACUCCGUGUCCGCUUGCAGGUGUUUCGCACCAGUGACAAAGGAUGGGGCGUGCGUUGCUGUGACGACCUCGACACAGGCACCUUCAUCUGUACCUACGCAGGUGUUGUCCUCCGACUAGGGAAGAACUUAGAGGAACCCUUUCUCCCUAAAGCCCAGAAGGAGGAGCAGCUGUCGGAUGAUGAGGUGGAAGUGGUGGAGGAGUGGACGCUUCCCUCAGGGCAGAAGAAAACAGGAACAUUGACUACUGAGACACUGGAUACUUCUCCAGCACUUUACGUUCCUGUGAUUCAGAGGUCUGCAGACCAGCCCUCUACACCGCACGAUGGGAGAGAACAGCCGGAGCACACGGUCGACCAGGAGGAAAUGAACAGCUGUUCAUCACCUAAUCCCAAUCACACAGAAAUCAAAGAGCAACGUAACAAAGAAGGCGUGAGGAAGAGACUUCGGUUGGAUGACAAGAAAAACGGCGGUAUAGUACAUCGAGAUCAGAUGGUGCGUAAAGUAGGCAAACCCGACUUUCAGGAAAGGACGUAUUAUCUUGAUGGUUCAAAAGAAGGAAAUGUGGGAAGGUUUAUUAAUCACAGCUGCAAUCCCAACCUGUUUGUCCAGAACGUCUUUGUCGAUACCCACGAUCCCAAUUUCCCAGUAAUUGCUUUCUUUACAAGCCAGUCAAUCACAGCAGGGACUGAGCUGACCUGGAAUUAUUUCUAUAAAAAAGGAAGUGAUCCUGAGCAUGAGGUACCGUGUCUGUGUGGUUCAACUGACUGCCAAGCAGUUAUAAUCUGACCAUCAUGACCAGCUAUGUGAAAGGUUAGCUCAGGACUAAGGGUAAGCAUAAGACCUAAGGCUCAGAAACAUGUGGAUAUAAAAUCUGUGCAAUGUGCUUUGUUUUGAAGCAGUAAAUGCUCAGCAUCGGCGUAUUCCUGAACAAUGCUUUCAAUAAUAAAAGCUGAAUAAAGUCAGACGGUGUUUGAUGGUUCUACACUGUUCAUCUAUUAAAAAUAGUAGAAACAGUCAUUCUUUAAUGGUUUAUGACACUGUUUUUUUUUUUUGUACAAUGUUCAAAAUAAAAUGUUUCAGGAAAUAAAAUCUGCAUCUUUCACAGUCUUUGAUAUGGCUGUGCUCUUGGAUGAUGUGGAAUUUACUGAUCAAAUCAUCUGUUAUUGCACUGUGUAAAGUAAUAGUUUUAUGGAUUAAAGAUGUAUUGUGUUACCCGA
Messenger RNA from Tachysurus vachellii, 2917 nucleotides. It is a transcript of the gene setdb2, whose product is annotated as SET domain bifurcated histone lysine methyltransferase 2. Gene Ontology annotation, biological process: heterochromatin organization; negative regulation of gene expression. Gene Ontology annotation, molecular function: zinc ion binding; histone H3K9 methyltransferase activity; protein binding. The transcript has 11 exons. Lineage: Eukaryota; Metazoa; Chordata; Actinopteri; Siluriformes; Bagridae. Bases 522 to 2486 code for a protein of 654 amino acids. Gene Ontology annotation, cellular component: nucleus. The record is from RefSeq and is a predicted model, not a curated record.